Molecule: messenger RNA, 1170 nt
Organism: Closterium sp. Naga37s-1
Lineage: Eukaryota; Viridiplantae; Streptophyta; Zygnematophyceae; Desmidiales; Closteriaceae
Source: the annotation of a GenBank genome assembly
AUGGGCGCACUGAUUGUUGCCCUUCAGAAGCCGCAAGGGGGCGUUCGCCCGAUUGCCAUCGGCGAGAUACUGCCGCGCCUGCUGUCCCGUUGUGUUACUCUUCACUUCAAGCAGCAGAUCCGAGACUUCUUCCUUCCCUCCCUACAGUUUGGGGUCGCUGUCUCCGCAGGGAUCGAGGUUAUGGCCCAUGCAGUCCAGUCGGCCCUUUCCCUCCACCCAGAGUGGGUUGUGCUGGAACUGGAUGUUGCCAACGCCUUCAACUCCUUCAGCCGUUCUGCUAUGUUCAACGCCCUGCGAGACUCCCCGUUCUCCAGCCUCAUCCCUUUCUUCCGCCUCUUCUAUGCCUCCCCCUCCUCUCUCCAUUACCGCAGCGGCCCAUUAAUCGAGACACUGCAGUCAUCAUCGGGUGUUCGACACGGUGACCCAUGUGGGCCAUUCUUGUUCGCCCUCACCCAGCACCUAGCCAUUCGCCCCAUCCAGCGUCAAUCUCCAGCCCUUUUCAUCACCUCCUACGCGGACGACACGUAUAUGGUCGGCCCUGCGCAUGACGUGUUUCCUGCCUACACAGCGCUUACAGCUCGUCUCAAUAACCUCGGCCUGAGGGUGCAACCAUCAAAAUGCUCCCUCUGGGCCCCUUUGGACCUCCCUUCGGACCUCACACCUCCAUCAGACAUCGUCCUUGCCCCUAACGGACUCACGGUUGCAGGAGUGCCUAUCGGAUCGGACACCCACAUUAUCUCUACAGUUCGAGACAAACUGCACUCUUUCUCUUCAUCACUGCCUCUCCUGCAUGACCUUCAUGAUCCACAGACUGCCUCUCGCCUCCUUACUCUCUGCAUUUCCGCCCGUCCCUCAUUCCUCCUCCGCACAGUGGCACCAUUUCCCGAAGUAGAAGAGCUUUACACUGACUGGGACAACACCCUGCUGGAUCACUUUGUUCGCCUCAUCGGCUCUGACUACUGGCCUCCUGCAUUUGACCACACUGCCACAGCACACCGACAGCCAUUCCUUCCCAUUCGCCUUGCUGUCACCUACGGAGUGGUGUAUUGCAGCCGCUAUUCGUCUUGGCCUCCCCAUUCCACACCUCACGACCACCCGCACAUGCACUUGUGGCUCGGCAUUCACAGACCCUUCAGUCGUCUCUCACGUCCUCCGCUGCCCAUCCUCUAA